GCACCUUGCCCCUUGUGCACUCCGCCCGCCCUCCCGCGCCCAUCGUUGCACACUCUAGAUACGAAACACAGGCCCGCCGAGACGCACACAAACAGCGAGCUCCUCUCCACACACACACGACCAGAUACAAAAACCCCUUCCCACACUUCCCCCCUCCAUCUCUCCUUCCUUCCCCCAACUCUCCACCAUAUCGUCCAUCAUCUCUCCCUCCAGGGCCCGCCCUGUCAUCAACCAACUCUCUGCAUCUCGCGUCGCAGCCGUCCACAGACACAUCACCACAAUGCCAAAGGAGAAGGUUGCCAUUAUCGGUUCCGGUAACUGGGGCUCGGCGAUCGCCCGUAUUGCCGGCCAGAACGUUCGCAACCACUCGGAUGUCUUUGAGGAGAAGGUCCCCCUGUGGGUCUUUGAGGAGACUGUCGACGGCAAGAAGUUGACCGAGAUCAUCAACUCGACCCACUACAACGUCAAGUACCUCCCCGACGUUCCCCUCGGAGACAAUGUUGUUGCCAUUCCCGACGUCGUCGAGGCCGUCAAGGACGCCACGGCGCUCGUCUUCGUUCUCCCCCACCAGUUCCUCGCGAAGACUCUUGACGCCAUCGAGGGCAAGAUUGCGCCCAACGCAAAGGCCAUCUCGCUGAUCAAGGGUGUCGACGUUCACGGCGCCGACAUUCACAUCUUUGCCGAUGUUAUUGAGAAGCGCCUGGGCAUUUCGUGCUCGGCCCUCUCGGGUGCCAACAUUGCCUCUGAGGUUGCUCUUGGCCGUUUCUCCGAGACGACGGUCGGCUACCGUCCCGGCCAGGAGGCGCAGGGCCUUCUCUGGCAGAAGCUUUUCCAGACGCCCCAGUUCAAGGUCCAGCUCAUCGAGGACGUUGCCGGUGUCUCGCUCUGCGGUGCGCUCAAGAACGUUGUCGCCGUCGCUGCCGGUCUCAACGACGGUCUCGGCUACGGCAACAACACCAAGUCCGCCAUCAUGCGCAUUGGUCUGCUCGAGACGAUGAACUUCUGCCUCGAGUUCUUCCCCUCGGUCAAGUCGGAGACCUUCCUGCAGGAGUCUGCUGGUGUCGCUGACCUCAUCACGUCGUGCCUUGGUGGUCGUAACCGCAAGGUCGCCGAGGCGUUUGUCCUGACUGGCAAGCCUUUCGAUGUCCUCGAGGCUGAGAUGCUCGCUGGUCAAAAGCUCCAGGGUAUCCACACUGCCAAGGACUGCCACAUCUUCCUCAAGGCACGCAACCGCCUGGGUGCUUACCCCCUGUUUGACAAGGUCUACCACAUCUGCUGGGAGGGCCAGGACCCGGCAACCCUGACGGUUGACCUCUAAAUGACGAUCCGCCAUGUGUUUGUGUGUGUGUGUUCAUAAUGAAGCGAAGCGCCGAGGCGCGCUCGGAGCCAUCGCUAGACGUAAUCGCUGCGGCGAGUUUGGCUUAUCGGUUCUGGGGUGGUGGAGUCUGUGGAGCAUUGGGUGUGCAGCGACACAGACUCCUUGUGCUAGGAUAGAGAUUAUGAUGAUGCACCAUCCUAGAUUUGUG
Messenger RNA from Vanrija pseudolonga, 1526 nucleotides. It is a transcript of the gene gpd1, whose product is annotated as Glycerol-3-phosphate dehydrogenase [NAD(+)], cytoplasmic. Lineage: Eukaryota; Fungi; Basidiomycota; Tremellomycetes; Trichosporonales; Trichosporonaceae. Gene Ontology annotation, biological process: glycerol-3-phosphate catabolic process; carbohydrate metabolic process. Gene Ontology annotation, cellular component: nucleus; glycerol-3-phosphate dehydrogenase (FAD) complex; cytosol. Gene Ontology annotation, molecular function: glycerol-3-phosphate dehydrogenase [NAD(P)+] activity; NAD binding; protein homodimerization activity. The transcript is spliced from 10 exons. The record is from RefSeq and is a predicted model, not a curated record. The coding region runs from base 281 to 1318 and encodes 345 amino acids.